GUGUCUACUCAUCCCGAAACAAAGCCGGAGAAGAAGAACUGCAUUGAGCACUUUCCUCUGCGUGGAAAUGGCGCUUUUAGGUGCACAAGCCUGAAACCAGAGUGAGCAUCUCGUGCUUGCCAGUCAGUUGAAGCGCACAUAGGGCACUACGCAUGUACUUUGAGAAGGAGUGGAUUAUGACAGAGGAUAGAAGAAAUCGGGAGAUUCAUCAAGGAAAUAUAAAAUCCCACGGCUCCGAUAAAGCCGUCAACAUCGGGCAGUGAACAAUGCAUGACCUGACUGCCCAAGUCACCAGCAGCCUGCUGCCUUUCCCAGCAGUGACUGUAGACGCUCUGGGGGAGGAUGAGAUCACCCUGGACUCGGUGCUACAUGGGAAGUUCACGAUUGGCCGCAGCGGGCUGGCCUGGCUGGCAUGCGGCCCCCAUCUGGAGGUUGUCCAUGCAAUGACAGGAGAACGGCUGUCUGCGUACUGCUUCAGUGGUGCAGGUGAGCACCCACCAAGUGUCCUCGCUGCCAGGGACUUCAGCUGGCUCAAACGGUCUGGAUUGCUGGUUGGCUUGGAGGAAGCAGAGGGCAGUGUGCUGUGUCUUUUUGACUUGGGACUGUCACGGGUAGUCAAAGCUGUGGUUAUACCAGGCAGAAUUACAGCUAUUGAGCCGUUGGUGAGUUAUGGUGGAGCAAGCACUUCGACCCAGCAUCUUCACCAGAGCCUGCGCUGGUUCUUUGGCAUUGCCGCCGUAGUAACAGAUCUCGGUCAUGUUCUACUUGUGGACCUUUGUCUCGACGACCUGUCAUGUAGCCAAAGUGAACUGGAGGCUUCAGACUUGCAGGUAGUUACCAAAUCUCCUGCAGACAUCCCUAGACUUAGAGAAGUCAGCACCAGACAGGGCAGACAUCUUUGCCUUCAGCUGAAUGGACCCAGUGGCGUUGGAGCCACAGCUCUGCAGUACAUCUCCCGGACCAACCAGCUUGCAGUGGGAUUUUCUGAUGGAUACUUACAACUGUGGAACAUGAAGACUCUAAAGAAGGAAUACCACUCCCAGUUAGAAGGUGGCAGGGUGCCUGUUCACGCCUUCACCUUCCAGGAGCCAGAAAAUGACCCCAGGAACUGUUGCUACCUCUGGGCUGUCCAGUCUGCUCAGGACCUUGAGGGAGAUAUGGUCAGCCUCCACCUGCUCCAGCUGGCCUUCAGUGAAAGGAAGUGUCUAUCUUCUGGGAAGAUCCUCUAUGAGGGUCUGGAGUACUGUGAAGAACGGUACAGCCAGGAGUUGAAUGGCACAGCUUUUCCUCUCAGGGCCCAGGCCACCAAUACUCGUCUGCUGAGUUGCCAGACCAUCGAGAAGUUCAGGCCCCAUCCUGACAUGGAUGACAGCAUGAAAGAAGUUGCAUCUCCAGACACCAGUGUGUCUAUCUUCAGCUGGCAAGUGAAGGCCUAUGGUCAGGGAACUCCAUCUACCUACAUCGGGGUUUUUGACAUCAACCGUUGGUACCAUGCACAAAUGCCAGACUCUUUAAGAACUGGAGAGUCUCUGCAAAAUUGUCCCUACCUGGCAGUUUGGUCUCUGGACCCUGUGGUGCAGAUGGUGUCUUCACAUGUCCUCCUGGAUGCGGUGGUGCAUGAUCGCAGCCUGAGCAGGGGCCUGCCCUUCACCUGCCCCCCACCAGAACAGUAUUUCAACCCCACCACAUAUAACUUUGAUGCAACCUGCUUGCUCAACUCUGGAAUUGUGCACUUAACCUGUUCUGGCUAUCAGAAAGAGACUCUGAGCUUUUUGAAGAAAGCUGCUCCUUGUUCCAGUGACAUCAUCUCCACCAGCUACUCCCGCUGCCUCAUGUCUGGCCUUCUCUCAUCUCGCCUGGCUGACACCCAGGCCUCCAGCCUCUCUCAGGAGGAGCAACUGGAUGCCAUCUUGUCCACAGCGGUGGAGACCAGUUCCUUGGGACUGAUAACUGGCUGUAUCAAGCAGUGGACUGCAGAAGAACAACCAGGUUCUGCACUGAACCUGCGCUACAUCCUGGAUUGGGCCUGGAACAAAGUGGUCCAGACGAAGGAGGAACUAGAUAGCAUCUGUGCACCACUGUUUGACAGCUCAUCCAACUUUACAGACCCUCAGACCAUGCAGCUGCUACAGCACAGCCAGAGGCUGCUCAGUAACCUCAGUACCAUCUUCCACUGUCUGCUCAGUGAAGCUCAGGAGCUCACACAAAAAGGACUGGUGGGUCUGAUGACCAAGAACAUGGUAUCCAGUCUGAUUUCCAUGUAUGCUCAGGUGGUGCUCUGGUUCUGUCGCACUGGUUUACUGCCUGAAGGAUCGGAUGAUGACGCGCUCCAGAUCUCCAGACCUUUCUAUACUCAUUCAGUCAUCAGCAACUAUUAUACUAUACGCAGAGAGGAGCUCACCAGGCUGGCUAAGGGCACAUGGUGUGCAGACUGCUUAAUGAUUGACGGUUUGGUCGGUCAGUGCGGUGAACAUUUGGUAAACCUGUGGAAGAGGGAUGAGGGUGGAACAGGACAAUACCCCCCACCUACACUGCAUGCCUUGUUGGACAUUUAUCUGCUGGACAACAUUGACGAAGCUGCCAAACAUGCAAUUGUGAUUUACCUGUUGCUGGAUGUCAUGUACUCCUUCCCCAAUAAGGAGGGAGCAUCGGUAGAGUCUUUCCCCACAGCUUUUGCCAUCCCUAUGGGACUGGUGAAACUGGUACAAGGUCUCUGGCUCCUGGACCAUAAUGACCAUCAGAGUUCAUUUGAGCUUCUCUUGCAUCCAGCUGCCUCUCAGUGUCAGUUUGAAUGGCAGCAUGAGCGGGUCCUGCAAGCAUUGAUGUGUCAGGGCCAACACUCAGUGGCACUGCGAUACUUCCAUGUUAUGAAACCCCCAAUUUCUUCCACAUCUCAGGCCAAACUCUGCCUCUCUGUGCUGCUGCACAACAGGUGUCUCAUAGAGGCGUGGUCUUUACUUCGACAGCACUCUAAUCGCCUCAACAUGAGUGAACUGCUGGGCUUCCUGUAUGAGAGCUGCCAGGAGCUGGGCCUCAUCAAGGAGUUGUUCAAACUGCCCCUGGGCCUCAAUGAACAGGAAUGUUUGGAGAAGUUUCUCCAGGGCACAGGGGGUCUCCAGAACAGAGAACUGCUGAUGGUUCAUUACCUUCAGCAGGCCAACUACAUUCCUGCCCUGCAGCUUAACCACAGCCUCAAAAUGAAUCUGGUGAAUGAGCGAGACCCAAAGCUUAAAGAGCGGUCCAACACCAGGAACUCUAUCUUGGAUCAGUAUGGCAAAGUUUUGCCCAGAGUCCAGCGGAAACUGGCAAUGGAGAGAGCCAAGCCCUACCAGCAUCCCUACGCUAUUCAUAGGGAGGUUUCUCGGCCGCAGCCGCUGUCGACCAUCACCAAACGGUCUGCCAAUGAGAAGGUGAUGUCGAGGGCCGGCUUCAUUAACAAUGUCCUCGUCAAGAUUGAGGAGGUGUGGUUAGGCAAAGGAGCUACCCCACAGUCUUCCCCAGUCAAAAGCCCCCGUACAGCAGACGUUCAGAGCCCUAAGCCCUCCUCCUUUGCCCUUCCUGACCCCUUCCUGGGAACUCCUAUCACCAAGACCUCUAAACGAAAGUCAAGGUUGAUUGACUUGGUGGUUCACCCCUCCUGUCAGACCCCUCGCCGUCUUCUCAGCCCUCCCAGACCUCCCAGCUCCUGGGUUUCUCCAAAGACCACCAGCAAGGCCCCUGAACUCAGUCUGUUGCAAACACCACAGGUUGUCAAGCGAGCUCGGGCCUUGGCUGCUUCUGGCCCUGGGUUCUCAGCUUUUACCCCCCAGUCCAUCCUGCGCAGCAGCCUGAGGCCCACACCAGUCGCCACCCCUUCUGCUUCUCCAGGACGCUCCAUCACCCCCCCACUCCGCAGCAAAGAGAGUCGGAUCACUUUCAUUGAAGAGGCAGAAUCUCCAGAACCAGAGAAGGGCAUCCGAUGGACUAAUGGGAUGGCAGCAGACAGUGAGAUUAGUCUGCUGACCAGAGGCUCCUCGCUGUCCAAGGCUGCCCGUAAGACCUGGUCCUCACAGCCUGCUGAGGAGGAAGAGGAUGGAGACGAGAAAGUGGAACAGUCUAGUGUAAAGUUCUUGCCUCCAGAAGGCGGUAUUCUCUCACCACAGCUGAGAUGCUUUGAGAAUGAGUCGUCCUCCAUCCACAAAGUCACUGCGGAAAGCAGACCAUCGGAUGCAACACAAGCACGACUUAGCCUGAGCUUUGACGCCAGCCAGAUGUCUGUUCGUUCAACAGAUACCACUCUAGAGUACUACGAUGCACCACUCGCGGAAGAGCAGGACGAAGCGGAAGGGUACACAUCUGUAGGGAACGAUGAGGUAGUGACUUUGAACAUCAAAAACCUAACUGAAACGGAGGAGCCAGAGGAAACGACGUCACCAACCGCUGAGCAAACCCAUCUUCUGACAUCAGAGGAUCUAGAGAGAGAAGAGGAGCAAAUGAAGAAGGAGGAAACAUUUGAGGACUUGGUGGAGACUGGUCUUGAACAGGAGGCUAAAAAGGAGGAAGAUGUCCAGCAUGAAAAGGCGCUUGAACAAGAUGUUGAGUUGAGUAGCAAACAAGAAGAUGCAGCAACUCUUGACCAAGAGGAUGCGUCUAGUCACAGUCAAGUUUGUAACCAGGUAACUGAGUGCACAGACUCGUUCACUGAAGUCGAAUCUCAGGAUCAACCAACGUCAGCUGUGGGACAGGACGUCCAAUCAAAGUCCAGUGAAUCCACAGAGUUCACCGAGCAUCUGAAACCAUCUGAAACCACCGAACCCACAUAUGAACAAGAAGAGGAACUGGAGCAGUCAACAGAUCUGACGGAGUUUGUGCAAAGACAUCUGUUUGGCAGUGAUCUGUCUCCUCCACUCGCACGCUCAGGAAUCCAUGACACAUCACAGACCCAAACAUCCUUCAGCUGUGAGUCACCAGCUGUGGUUGAAGAGGAGGAACAGGCAGCUGUUGAAGCUCCCCCAGUGUUAACCAGCCAAAAGUCUAUAGCCUCUGUCACAUCCUCAGAGCCAACAGGCACCGACUCCCACUCUGUUGUGAGUUUAAACGAUAGCGAAGAACUUUCUAGCCCUGUGUCUGAGGAGGAAGAAGAUGAGGAGGAGGAAUCUGAUCAAGCUGAGGAGGAAGAGGAGGAGGAGGAGGAGGAGGAGGAGGAAGACUCUGGUAGUGAGGUGGAAAUCAUCGAGGAGGUCCAGGGCAAUGGGAGGCUACCCCCCCUCCAACCCAGUUCUGUCUUUGGACAACAGGGACAUGCGCACUUCCUGCCAAGUCUGUCAGAGCAUGAAGCUGCAGAGUUUUCUCUGAUCACACCCGAUGCAGAGAUGAAGAUGGUAGAAGAGGACAUGGAGGGUGAAGUGGUGAUGGUGAGACUUGGGGCAGAUGAAGGAGGGAUGGAGGCAGAUGAGCUUGAAGAGCAAGGAUCAUCAUAUAUGGAGCUUAAGCCUUCUACCACUCUCCUGGUACCUCUGGAGCUCAUGGAGGGGCAGGACGGAAUGGUGGACAGUUCUCAGCUGGGUCUUAGUGAGCUUCCACACACCAUUUUGCCAGAUGACCCAAGAUCUGAAACUCACAGCAGCUUCUCUCUGAUGCUGGAUGAGGAUGGGGAUAAAGAGGCAGACAUACAACCUAUGAAGAAUGAUCUGCAAUUCUCUGACCCUCCAACCCUGUCGCCAGCUGUGGAGACAAGUGAUGAACCUGUGGUCAAACCUGAGCUAAUUCUUUUGGACACAGAUUAUCAGGAUCCUCUCCUGUCUGGAGAAGGCUCUGAAGGGUACCAUCAGAAAGAGAUGGACAUCUUGGAUGCAGUUAACAUGGAUGGACUGACAGAGUCAGAAGUUGUAAAACUUGCUAACCAAGCUGACCUACAAACUGAAAACUUUGAGGCAACCCAUGAGCCAGAGGAUGCUAAAGAACAGAAUGAUGGAGACUUAGUAAUGCUGGCUGAAGAUCAGGAACUUGCAGGUCUUUUGGUCUCUGGGCCAACUCCAGUAGAAGAACUCCUGGCAGUUGUAGAUGACAAAGACGGUAUGGCUGAGGAAGAUGCUGCUGCUGAUGAGGAGAUGGGACCAGAGGAGGACAAACCAAGACAUGCUGAGGAACAGGGAGAACCUGAAGAGAAUGGGCCUGUUAAUACUGAUUCAGAGAUUGCCCCCAGCACAGAGAUGGCCACUGUCGAGGAGAAAGAGCAUGACCACGAAGCCUCAGAGGAGACACAUGAGGAGCACGGGGAAGAAGUUAAGAUGGAGAACGAAAUGAAAAGGAGAGCUAGUGAAAGGCAAAGAAAACAUAAAGAUGAUGACGCAGAGAAACCUGUGUUAAAUAGCCAGUCAGAGGAACAGCCUGUGCCAGGGACCCCCUCUGCUCAGAGGAUAAAGAAAGCUCCUUCAACCCCGACACGGAGGACAACGAGAGGGAGGACAGUUACUUUCAUCUCUCCCCUCCAGGAGGAAGCAGAGGAACCAGAGGAGGACGGGAAAGUAGAGGAGGCAGAAGCCAGCAAUCUGGUUCCGAGUCGUACACCCAGAAAAAGCAGACAGACCAAGGAGGUCAAAGUCCCAGCUAGCACACCUCGAAGAAGUACUCGCAGAGCCCUGCUAGAGUCUGCUAAAGAAGGGGUUCAGGAGGAGGUGGCCACAGACAAUGAUACCACAGCUGCAUCAACCUCCAAGGCUUCCUCUCCGUCCAGACAACGGGUUUCCCAGAGGACUGCUUCAACCCGGUCCAGCCAAAGGGGUAGUGAGGAGGUGUCUGCAGCCACAGAGGUUGAAAUUGAAGAGGAGUGUGAGGAUGAGAUCACAGACCCGAAGGCUACUCGACAAGCAAACUCUAAGACUCCCACAACGGCCAAACGCAGGAACACUCAGGGGAACACUCCAAGGAGGUCCAGCAGAAGGAUAGCAAGUAGCAGCGAUGUGGCACCAACUACGUUAGAAAUCCUGAAAGAGGAGAAGGAACAGGAGGUGUUUGCAUCUCCUGUCAAACACAGCUCCAGGAGAACCAAGACAUCAUCGGAGUCAUCAGACACGCAGCAAGCCCUGCCGGAGGAAGAGAACAAAAAACAAGUUUCCAGCCCUGGCAGGGCAACUCGACAGUCCAGCCGGAACACCUUAAAUGUUUAUCCACAAGUAAAACUGGUUCCCAUAUCACUUCCUCAGAGUGCAAGGAAGAAGAGAGGAGAGCUGAUAAGUGAAAAUAUAAAAGAAGGUGAAGCUCUGCCUGAGCCUAAGCUGAACAGCAAGGCUGGUCGCACCAGCUCCCUCCGACCAUCUAGAAGCAAACUCUGGGAUCACCCUGAGGAAGACCUUCCCUUACUGGACUCACCAUUAGAGGUGGAUUCUGAAACCCCUGUCGCAGAUGCCCUCAUCAAGAGACUUCAGGAUGAAGAGGAGAGGCAGGAAGGCCAAGUAGUCGUCAACAAAAUGGUAAGAGUCGGCAAGAGGAGUUCAAAGUCAUCGGUGGAGCAGAAUCAAUCACUACAUCCUAUGAAAGACAUCUUAGUCCCUGAGCAGGACGAGGAGUCUAGUCUGGGCGAGCAUUCAUUCAUCUACUCACCCUCACGAAGAAGAACACGAGCUAAUAGAGCCGAGUCUCCUGGUCCGAGCGAAGAGUCUGCUGCUCCUGUCACUCGCAGCAGGAGAAGAGCUGUGAAAGACGCCUCUGUUGCUCCUCAGGAUGAAAUUGCUUCGGAAGAAGAUCAUGUGGGAGUGGAGAAAGCAGCAGGUGUCUCUAAGACCAGAAAAACUAGCAAACGAACAGCCAAAUCCAAAAGUGUUUCAGAGCCACCUCCUGUCACAGAGGUGGAACUGAUCUCGCCUCUGCCCAGCCCAGCUGAUCCGCUCCCACGAGCACUCAAGAAGAUCAAGGAGGAAGAGGCCCCAGCCUCGAGCAUGAACCUUCGACGGAAACGAAUAAUGGAUGCCGUUUUCACAAAACCUGUCACACGGAGGAAGAAACUGUAAGGAGGGCUGGUGGUUUUAACAGGCGAACCUCAGACAGCCACCACAAAGAUUUGAAACGACUCAGUCGGGAGCUGUCAAAUAAAUGCGUAUGCCUCAACUCAUGAUGGCUGUAUUUCCUCAAAUGCCUCACAGUGCUGCGGUUUGUAUACUGACUUCUCUGUAGGACAAUUAAACAAAAGCAAUGUAGGCCUAAAAAUAUAUUUUUGCGACAAAACACACUGGUGGAUAACCGUGUGAGAGAGGACUAUAUUUUUAGAGAUCACAUGUUCCGCAUGAUACUGUUUCUGUGGCCGUUUUGUGUUGGACAUUUUGCGACGCUCCUCGUAAUGCGGUCAAGUCUGUGGGCGCAGACUGGCACAAGGGAAAGCGAUGAGUGGGCUUUUAGAAGCCCUCGUUCAUAAAACCAGAGACUGAACUGAACCUGCCUCUGAUAAAGAGGUUUUAUUUACAUUCUUUUAUUUUAAGUUUUGUUUUUUGUUUUUGCUGUUGUUUGCUUUUAAGAUUUCAAGGCCUGCUGUUUUUUCUAUUUAAGAAGAAAAGCAACCAUCCCAGUGGAGAUAAGAUUUCUACUGACAAAUUUGUAUAUAGUCUUUUGCUAUGUUCCAAAUAAAGUUAAUAAAUAAAUCCUAAA
Messenger RNA from Scatophagus argus, 8619 nucleotides. RefSeq names its product AT hook containing transcription factor 1 (gene ahctf1). The record is from RefSeq and is a predicted model, not a curated record. Lineage: Eukaryota; Metazoa; Chordata; Actinopteri; Scatophagidae. The transcript is spliced from 40 exons. The coding region runs from base 267 to 7988 and encodes 2573 amino acids.